AUGUCUGCUUCCAAAUUGGACAGAGCUUCCAGUGUGAGAGAGACCCUCUCUAGGUACAGGAACGAGUUCAUCUCUCUUCUCUCCCGGUAUGUUGCUGGGGGCAAAGGAUUACUACAACCACAUGACCUACUGGACCAUGUAGAAAAGAUUCUUCAAGAGGAUGAAGGGAUGCUGAAACUCAAAGAAGAUCCCUUUGUUAAAGAGCUAGAAUAUGCACAGGAAGCCAUUGUUCUACCACCUUUUGUGUCUAUAGCUUUGCGCCCAAGACCUGGUGUUUGGGAGUAUGUUCGUGUUAACGCAUUUGAACUCAGUGUGGAUAGUCUGAGUGUUGCAGAAUAUCUUCAAUUCAAAGAAGAACUUGUAGAUGGAAAGUACAAUGACAAGUAUAUGCUUGAACUAGACCUUGAACCAUUUAAUGCAACAUUCCCUAAACCAACUCGAUCAUCCUCUAUUGGUAAUGGUGUUCAGUUUCUCAACCGUCAUCUGUCAUCAUUCAUGUUUCGUAACAAAGAAAGUUUGGAUCCUCUCCUUGCAUUUCUACGCACACACAAAUAUGAUGGCCAAGCAAUGAUGAUAAAUGACCGGAUUCAUCACAUAUCCGAGCUCCAGUCUUCCUUGGCAAGGGCAGAAGGAAUACUUUCUAAGAUCCAACCGAAUACACCAUAUUCUGACUUUGAAUAUGAGUAA
Molecule: messenger RNA, 687 nt
Organism: Sphenostylis stenocarpa
Lineage: Eukaryota; Viridiplantae; Streptophyta; Magnoliopsida; Fabales; Fabaceae
Source: the annotation of a GenBank genome assembly